Betta splendens (Siamese fighting fish) is the source of this 2501-nucleotide messenger RNA. Its product is annotated as trace amine-associated receptor 7b-like. The record is from RefSeq and is a predicted model, not a curated record. Gene Ontology annotation, cellular component: membrane. Gene Ontology annotation, molecular function: trace-amine receptor activity. NCBI's taxonomy places the organism in Eukaryota, Metazoa, Chordata, Actinopteri, Anabantiformes, Osphronemidae. Gene Ontology annotation, biological process: G protein-coupled receptor signaling pathway. Bases 1364 to 2377 code for a protein of 337 amino acids. The transcript is spliced from 2 exons.
GUUGCCAGGCCAUGUCACAUGUUCCUCUUGUGGAUCAGUUCUCCUCUCAUGUCCCAGGUUAUGUAUUCUUUGUUUCUUUUUUAUCCUGUGAUAUUUAGUUUUGUUUAGGUUAUCUAGUCUUGUGAGCCAGUAGUCCUUGUCAGGGGUCGCAACAGCCAAUGAUUUGCAGGAUAGAUUUGGCAAGAUUUUAAGCCGGAUGCCCUUUCUGAUGGGGAGAUGUCCCAUAAAUACAAAUGUUUCUUGCUAAACCAGGACCAAAAUUCACUUUUAAACUUAUCUACCACCUCCUCCAUUCUCUUAACAAAUGUAUCAUUAUCUACAAAAUAUUGAGGCUAAUUGGCCUUACAGUAACUGUUUUUACCACUUUAUGUAAUAUAUUCCAAGGGCCUCAUGUUAUUUUUAUUAUCCUCUAAUAAUUUAGAGUAAUAUCGCUUCUUACAACUCCUCAUUAUCUCAGUUAAUCUUUUCUUAUAAGUCUUAUUUUUUUCUUCUGCCUUCUUCAAUCUAUACUUCAUGUAUUCUUUAUAUAACUCAUUCUUCUUUUUACAUGCAUUCUGUAGUCCCUUACUCAUCCAUAGUUUCCCACUGUAACUCCUUUAGUUUUUUUAUAUGUGAGAACAGGCAAGAUGUAGUACCCAAAAGCACAGAGCAAGGCAGAUGACAGUUUACGAGAUUUUAAUAAGAACGGGAUGGUCAGACAAAGGUCGGUACACAGGCUGGCAGCGAUGACAGGGGUCAAGAGCACUGCAAACAGAGUCGAGGGUGGCAAGACAGAGUCAAAAACAGAAACAAGGUUCAAGGUGAAACAAACACAACUAGACAUACAGGAAAUGGACUGGAAGUGCCAAAAUAAAAUAUAUCCCUCGGCACCCGGGCCCGCAACACGAGGCCGGCAAUUGGUGAGGGUUGGCAAAAAAGAGACCACCCAGGCAGUGGAUCCACGUACCCCGGGCAGAAAACGGGGCCCCUAACAAACCAACCGCAGCACACGCAUACAAACACACACUACCACAAACUCUCUCACAAAGAACUUUUUAAUCAUACGUGAACCCAUGUACUUUCACACCCACACCAUUCACUUGUUCUCAGUCAUGGGGAGGGUUGGUUGCUGGCCGGCUGCCCGUGUGGCCUCAGGCAAGGAGAGCAGCACCUCCUGAGGCCACAGUAGGCAAGGCCACAGGCGUCACCCCAGGCCCCAGUGAGAGAGUCCGGCCUCAGGCCUUAAAUACAUGUGUAUGUGAUAAGGUAUGAGGAACUUUGGGAGACUGCCGGUUCCCUGAGGGGUCCAGCAGACAGAGAAGGAGGAGGUAAAACCGUGAAUGAUAAAACCCUUGUAUGACUCAGACGUUGGUCAGAAGGCUGCAUGUGUGAGCAGCUUCUCCUCCUCUUUCCAGUGAUGGAGACACUGAAAGAUGUUAAACUGUGCUUUCCACAGCUCAACACUUCUUGCAAAAGGCACAGUCACACUCACACUGAGGCAAUGCUCAUUUACACUCUGCUGCCGUCCAUGUCUGUGCUCACUGCAUUUCUCAACCUGCUGAUCAUCAUCUCCAUCUCUCACUUCAGGCAGCUCCACACUCCCACCAACCUCCUCCUCCUCUCUCUGGCUGUCUGUGAUUUUCUAGUUGGACUUAUCGUGAUGCCGUUUCAGAUCCUUUUAACAGAACCCUGCUGGUUUCUAGGUGACCUGAUGUGCACUCUGUUUUAUUUUGUUUCUUUUCUUACUGUUUAUUCCUCAGUGAUUAUCAUGGUGCUUAUCUCAAUUGAUCGUUACGUCGCCAUCUGUCAUCCUCUGAUUUACCCCAUCAAUGUUACAGAAAGAAGAAUUAGAAUCUCAGUUCUUUUGUCUUGGAUUUACUCUGUUCUCUACAGCCUUCUGACUCUAAAUGAUAAUCUGAAACAACCAGGGAGGUUUACCUCCUGUUAUGGAGAAUGUGUGAUUCGUGUAAAUGGAGCUGUUUCUCUAGUGCUAAAUUUCAUUGUCCCCAUCUCAGCCAUCAUCAUCCUGUAUAUGAGGUUGUUUGCGGUGGCUGUGUCUCAGGUUCGUUCCAUGCGCUCCCAUACUAAAGCUGUGAAGCUGAGGAGUUCAGGGACUGUGACUGUUCAGAGGUCAGAGCUGAAAGCAGCCAGAACUCUGGGUGUAGUUGUUGCUGUGUUCCUCAUGUGUUAUUGUCCAUAUUUUUGCGUGUCUCUUUCUGGCGCUGAUAUAAUGGUCGGUUCACCGUCUGAGGUCCUCUUGAUUUUCUUGAUUUAUUCUAAUUCCUGUCUUAAUCCUUUGAUUUAUGCUUUUUUGUAUCCCUGGUUUAGAAAAUCAGUCAAACUCAUUCUUACUCUUCAGAUUUUAAGGCCUAACUCUUAUGCAGGUAAUGUUAUUUAGUCCUUUAGUAAUGUUUUCUUAUUGUUAUUUUUACAUUGCCUAAUUUUUAUUUACUCUAUCAGGAGCUCCACAGUCACAAAACACUUUCCUUCUUGUGUAUAUUUGUAUUUUUAUACUAAUAAAC